Acanthopagrus latus (yellowfin seabream) is the source of this 6764-nucleotide messenger RNA. RefSeq names its product adenylate cyclase activating polypeptide 1b (pituitary) receptor type I (gene adcyap1r1b). The record is from RefSeq and is a predicted model, not a curated record. Lineage: Eukaryota; Metazoa; Chordata; Actinopteri; Spariformes; Sparidae. The transcript has 14 exons. Gene Ontology annotation, biological process: cell surface receptor signaling pathway; adenylate cyclase-modulating G protein-coupled receptor signaling pathway. Gene Ontology annotation, cellular component: plasma membrane; neuron projection. Bases 353 to 1912 code for a protein of 519 amino acids. Gene Ontology annotation, molecular function: peptide hormone binding; G protein-coupled peptide receptor activity; vasoactive intestinal polypeptide receptor activity.
AUUCGCGGUGCAUUCUUGUGUGGAGGGCGAAGCGAGCAGCCAUCCGCAGGACAGCAGGAUUGCUCGAAAUAUCCUCGGUGAGAAUCAGCCGUUAUCGGUUAGCCACGUUUCGAACGAAGUGGAAGUUGCGUUGCCAGGGAGCCGCUGGGGAGCCUCGGACCUCCACAGCCCGGUGAGCGUUGAUUUGCCCCUUGCGGAGUGCGCAGCCCUCCAUCAGCCCGGAGGAUCCACGGCGCAGGAUUUGGAUUUGGAGAACCAUCGACACAAUGAUCCCGAGGUGAGCCGAGGUCCUGUUGUGUCCAUCUGUCAAAUUUUAAGAACUCAGAGGAAACUCCCGACUGAGAAACUCGAAAUGUCUGCCGCCAACAUCAGUCCGCUGAUUUUCACCCUCCUCCUGUUCCUCUCCUCGGUUUCGAGCCAACAGGUCUCUUCAAACUGUGUGAUCAAGAGGGAGGAGGAGAAAUGCAUGGAAAUGAUUGCCUCAGACGAUCCCGGGAACGAUCCAGACUUUGGCUGUCCAUGGAUGUGGGACAACCUGACGUGUUGGCAGCCCGCCAGGAUUGGUGAGGUGGUUGAAGUCAAAUGUCCCGAACUCUUCUCUCAGUUCAUGAGUGAGGAAGACUAUGAGCUGGGGACAGUGAGUCGAAACUGCACCAUGUUCGGCUGGUCCGAGACCUUCCCUCAUUACAUUGAUGCCUGCCUGUAUGAAGAAACAGGCAGCAACCACACGGACACAUAUUAUGCAUCGGUGAAGGCUCUAUACACAGUGGGCUACAGCACCUCUUUGGUCUCCCUCACCAUGGCCAUGGUCAUCCUGUGCAGGUUCAGGAAGCUUCACUGUACCAGGAACUUCAUCCACAUGAACCUGUUUGUGUCGUUCAUCCUGAGAGCUAUUUCAGUCUUCAUCAAAGACGGCGUGCUGUACGCCAAAGAAGACAGCGAGCACUGCUUCAUACACACUGUGGAGUGUCGAGCAGUGAUGAUCUUCUUCCAUUACUGCGUCCUUUCUAACUACUUCUGGCUCUUCAUCGAGGGGCUGUACCUUUUCACUUUACUGGUAGAAACCUUCUUCCCUGAAAAGAGAUACUUCUAUUGGUACAUCAUCAUUGGCUGGGGAGCCCCCACAGUGUGUGUGACCAUCUGGGCAGUGCUGAGGCUGCACUUUGAUGAUGUUGGCUGUUGGGACAUGAAUGACAACGCUGCCAUCUGGUGGGUGAUCAAGGGACCUGUGCUUGCUUCAAUCAUGAUCAACUUUGUUCUCUUUGUUGGCAUCAUCAUCAUCCUCGUCCAGAAGUUACAGUCCCCAGAUAUUGGUGGAAAUGAAUCCAGUAUUUACCUAAGGUUGGCCCGCUCCACUCUGCUGCUGAUUCCUCUGUUUGGUAUCCACUACACUGUAUUCGCCUUCUCCCCUGAGAAUGUCAGCAAGAAGGAGCGUCUGGUGUUUGAACUCGGACUCGGAUCCUUCCAGGGUUUUGUGGUGGCCGUCCUCUACUGCUUCCUGAAUGGAGAGUAUAUCCCUCAAGGUGCAAUCGGAGAUCAAGAGGAAAUGGCGCAGCUGGACGGUGAACAGGUACUUUGCUGUGGACCUGAAGCACCGGCAUCCUUCGCUGGCGAGCAGUGGGGUGAACGGGGGGACGCAGCUGUCCAUCCUCAGCAAGAGCAGCUCCCAGAUCCGCAUGUCCAGCCUGCAGGCCGAGACCCUGGCCACUUGAAUGGCGCUGGUGGGGAUUCCACGUCGACCACCGAUGCUGCCGCCUCCAGACCCGAUGCCGCCAAAUCUGCCACGCCCACCCUCGUUCCCAUGACCAGCCUCACCAACCCCUUCCUCAACCCGUACCCCAACCCAUACCCAAACGACACCAUGAUGGAAACCCAGCUCAACUCCACCGACCCAGAACAGCCUCUAGUCUGACCUGCUCCACUCUGAGCCUGAAUGUCAGGUGCCAAAUAAUGAAUCUCCUCGUGUCCUGGUUCAGGUGCAGCUGGAGGGUAAAAAAAAAAAAAAUAAUAAUGUAAAAAUUGAAUCAUCCUAUUCCUGAGCAGCCUGUCAUCUUCAAAGGGGCAUGGGUGGGAUAUUCCUGUAUAUCUAGUGUCUCGCUGGGCUGGGACAUGCAGAAGAAGCAUGGUCUCAUCUCUCUGUACAUAUUGUAUUAGUGUUUAAAGUCGUGUGGUGCUACAGUACAGCACAGAGGGACCAGAGAGCUCUACAGUGUGUCCUCUCACUGAGAUCAUUCCAGUCUGAGGAGGGUUUUACAUUUGUCCUCGACCUUCACCCCCACACUGUAUUUCACAUUAUAACUCCACUCAGACAUCACAGCUGCUGUGCCAUUUGAAAUAGUUUAUUUUUAUUUCUUUUUUAAAAAGACACUGGGCAAUGUAAAUACCUUAAAGGAGCAGUCCACUGAUUUUACACAUGAAGAUUAUUUAGCUAAAAGCAAGUUACAUUGUCUUGUUUGGCUUCUUUUUUUUUUUGUAGUUGUGCAGGUUGCAUUACAAACUAAGGUCAUGGAAAGGAGGAUAUACUGAAAAGAGGGUGUGGACUACAGUCAUGAUAUCUCAGUGUAUGCUGCUCCGAUUCUGACCCUCUCUGAUGUACAGAAAAUGUUGAGUUUUCUUGUGUAGUUUUUCUUAAACUAUGUAGUUUUCUUCUUAAAUAUGUUGAAGACUAUUUAUAAAGUAAAGGUUAGCAUCAAAUCAGUGUUAAAAAAACAAAAAAAAACAACUUGUCACCAUCAAAUCUGUUCCUGAUUGUGCUAAAGGUCACACCUAGAUUUAUAAAACCCAUUCGGUGCUUAAGAAGCACAGCCAACUGCAGCCCUCUUCAUGUGAAAGCUCAGUGUUAUUUUCUCAUCACUGGCACAAUCAUUUAUGUUUCCUGUGUAAACUGUGACUGAUGUAAAACCACAUUAUGAGUAUUGAAGACUGAGGAAUGUUGAAGAGAUGUUUUCAUCUGGAUCCAACAGCUGGAAGCAAGGUAUUCAAGAGAAGGACAUAUUUUCUAUAGUUAUGUGAAAUGCCAAAAAAACUGAGAAAAAAAAAAAGAACGCCAGGGUGAGAUGAUGGCUUAGAGCGUCUUCUUCAGAUAUGUGCGCGAUGCUGAGGUUUACAGACUACAACCACAAACACAAACCUCUCUAUUAACUCUCAGCACUGGAAGGAGAGGAGACUGUGGUAGUCUGUAGUUUCAAACAGCCGUGAGUACAGAAAAUGUCAAUGAAAUACUCGUGAUGAAAGUGUCAUGAGCUCAACUGCUUGCAUGAAUUUGCAUUUACUUAUAUUGUGUUUUAUUUCUUUUGUUGUGAGAAUUCAGUGUUGAAUUGGAUGUUAAAUGUGUUAUUUUUCUUCAUGAACUCUAUCUGGCUGCUGUGGAGGUGACGCUCACUUACACACAGCUGAGCUUCUUCAGUGGCCUCCUGCAGGAAUAAUGUACUGGUCGAAGUGAAGAAGUAGACCAUCGAAAACGCAGUCUGCAACAAAUCCUCCUAAUUUCUCCUUCUGAAAACUCAGUUUGAAUUUUAAUUAAUGAGUUUUGUGUUUUCAGAUGAAUCCCUUGUACAACCUUGGUGUCUCUUUGUGUUUCUCCAGUGAUUCUCUCUGGUGACAUUUGAUCUCUGUAUGCAUGUAAACAAGCACACUGAGACAGAUGUUACCUUUGGAGAGACAGACUUUUAACUCUAGGCAAUUCUUUCAUUCCAAAGACGAAAUUAUUCGACUGCUCACUGAAUUUUUGCACAGCCGUAUCUGUUUGCAAAGGCUGAUGUCGCUUUGCAACUGAUGUCACAGCAGACUUUUGUUCCUUUGGUCUGACUAAACUACCCUCUGAAUCCCAACGUUUGACUAUACUUUGUGUCUCCAAAAGUGCCUUUAAGCACAAAACAAGUAUUUUGACUUCUGUUGAUGAUUUUAAAGAAUAAGAGAGAUUUGUCUUUCAUUUCAAAACAAAACUGCAAAGUAAAGAAAAGGGUUGAACAAAGUGCUUUUAUUAUGCUAGACUAAAUCAGUGUUUUAAACCUGGAGGCCUUCAAACUACUUUAACUCAUCUUUGCUAAUGAUGAGCAGAACAUACGACAGAUUAGACUUUUAAUCGAGCAGUGCUACAGUAUACCAACUCAUAUGUCAAUGUACAGUAGACUGUAUCAAGAAUAAAUGUACUUUUGUUUUAUCAGCACAUACAUUGUUUUUUUUUUCUCUGCAGCAGAAGCAAUGAAAAUCACAGGACUAUAACAUCUGAACGACAAGAGACUUUUCUUUGUUAAUCUUCAAAAUGUGAGACCAUUUUACACUAAAAUUGUCAAGUGGUUGUAAUCAAUAUUUCUAUGUAAUCCAACUGAAUUUCAAAAAAUAUUCCUAAACAGAAAAAUAAUUUGAUCCAACUAUAAAUAUCUGUAAGGUUUUUAAAGAAAAACUUGAACUUGAAAACUCCAAAACAACAAUUGAGUGAAUAACUUAUUGCACAAUAAACUUUAUUUAUGACUAAUAAUAAUAGAAAAGUCAGUUCAGUAACUAUGUGAAUACCAUGUUAGAUGUUGAGUUUAACUCCUCAUACGCAUUAAUUUUGAUAAUUUGCAGGUAAAAAGACGUCACUACAGAGUCCCAAAACUGACACAAUUCAGUUAAAUAAUAAUUAUUUAUGUUCUGCCAACUGGAUUUGUUUUGUUUUUACAUUUUGUUUUAUAACUUUUUAAAAAGGUAUAAUUUGUGGAUGUAUUCAGUUAUGCUUUUAUACAUCUUUACAGACUUUCAAAAGGGAUGUGAACGUUUCAGAUAUUUUGUUUUUAAAGUUAAAUCAGUCAUUUAACUGUCCAGUUAUAUUUUCUGUAAAUUAUAUCUGACUACAUGGUGGUCUAAAUGCAGUUUCAAAGCUUUUUUCAGUUUUUUUCUUUUUUUUUUUGCACUAAUAGCUUGAUUUUGAAUAAAAAUAUUUAAAAAUGAAACACCAUAUUCCUACAGAAACUAAACUGAAGACAAGUUAAUAUGUAAAUAUGAAUGUCCAUUUUAUUUUUAAUUGACCUGAUACAAUUGUCUUUGUCUACAUACUAGGAUAUCUAAAAAGUAUUUUAGUGACUGCAUUUGAUUUAGUACAUGUACUUUAUAUAUAAUACAAGUCAAAAUUGCUAGAAACAGUAAAGAAAUUUUACACAAUGCACACUGUAUCCCUUUAAUCUUGGUUAAAAUGGCUAAAUUUGGUUAAAAGUGACUGUUUCUUUACCUCAUGAGCAAUGGUUUCUAAUUUUUUUGGGGUCACAUCCACCAUUAGAUCAAUGCUGUGUAGAUAACAUCGGAAUGUUUCCUGAAACUGGAAUAUAGUUUCUAAAAUGUUCACUUUUCGACCACUUUUCUGUCCAGGCUCACUCUAAAUGUCCGUACAUCUCUUGACCUGCAAAUUACCAUUUUAAAUUUGUAUUACUCCAGAGAGAGAUAGAGGAAAGAAGGGCUGACCAGAAACUGUUGCCCUGUUGCUCUGCUGGGUCUGUUUUCAGUAUAACCUGAAAUAAUAACAGUGCAGAUCCGGCAGCAGCCAUAGAGAGGCCCUGUUUCAUGUGAUGUUUGGGGAAAGGGCUGGACAAAAAAAAAAAAAUCUCCCUCUCUGCUCUGCUUCAGUUGAAUGUUCAGUUGAGUUCAUCAGAAACAUUUUGACAAUCUCACAGAUUCACAAGCCUCAUUUAGUUGAUGUAUUUCCAAAAUGAUUUCCUCUAGUAUUAAUAUGGGAGUUGGAGCCUUAUGUUAUUGCCAGUACUAUGUUGAUGUCAAAGAUAUUGCUAUUAUGAUUAUUAUGAUUAUUAUGAUUAUUAUUAUAAUACAUAUUCAUUUGAACCUGUUGUUUUGAGCUAUGAUGUAGUUAGCUGAAGUGUUUGAAAGGUCUGUAGCCAACCUUUGUGAAUAAAUAGACCGCAGUGACAGAAACAAGCUGCCAAUGUCGUACCUUGUAAAACCAGUUUUCCGUGGUUCAAAGUGAAUAGCUAUCAUUUAAAAACUUGCGCUGUGGUUGUUCUCUCAUUUUUUUUUUAUUUUUGAUUUCAUUAUUUUUAAUGGUGAUAGUGUUUGCUAAAAGUAUAAAGCCUCCUGUGAUGCCUCUGUAUCUUCUAACAGGCUGAUGCAUGCGUGUUAAAUCGUUCUGAUCUCAUUUUGACCAGCAGAUGUAAUCACGAGGGAGGGUCGAACUUUCAGGCCAUUAAGGGAAUCUGAGCUGCGUCCUUGUUUUUCGAACAUAAUGAGUGGAUGAGGCAAUUAAUAAGCUAGAAGACGGAUAUUGGGUUUCAACUGUGAAUGAUUUCUCAAAUUGUAGCUCCAGUCCCAUCAGGACCCAUCUAACACUUUUCCUUUGAAUGUUAAUCUUUGCUGACAUGAGGAAAAGUAAAGUGCCAUUAAAAAAAAAAAAAAAAACUGCUGUACUCUUUUUGUUCUUAUUGAUUUUUACUGCAAAGCAUGAAGGUGAUUUGGUUUCAACUGUUUUUUUCUUUUAAACCUUUAAUGAUGGUCAUCUUUAUUAAAUUGCAUUAUUAUAGGCUACUGAUCACUUGUCUGAAUCAGUUAGCGGUAAAACAAAAAACGAAAAAAAAAAAAACUGGGGCUCAACAGUUUGUGUACUGAUGGCUGAAUGUAAAGUAACUUAAAGCACUCGAGCCUGCUUCUGUCUGCUCCUCUUCUGUUCAUUUGAUCUCUGUCACUGCAAAGUGCACGAUUUGAUCUUGUUUCGGUGUGCACAUUAGAAUGUUUUUUUUGUACAUUAUGGAAGUAUCAACAAUAAAUGUUUUUAACUUGUG